Messenger RNA from Pestalotiopsis fici W106-1, 1623 nucleotides. RefSeq lists its product as uncharacterized. Lineage: Eukaryota; Fungi; Ascomycota; Sordariomycetes; Amphisphaeriales; Sporocadaceae. The coding region runs from base 1 to 1623 and encodes 540 amino acids. The transcript has a single exon. The record is from RefSeq and is a predicted model, not a curated record. Gene Ontology annotation, molecular function: NADP binding; N,N-dimethylaniline monooxygenase activity; flavin adenine dinucleotide binding.
AUGCAACCAUUCAACAACGACGACCAGAUACUCGACGCCAUAAUCAUCGGAGCCGGGUUUGGUGGCUGCUAUCUACUCCAUAGUCUCCGACAGCAGGGUUUCCGGGCCAAGCUCUUUGAAGAGAGCGACGGCCUGGGUGGUGUCUGGCAGAGCAACUGCUACCCCGGUGCCCGUGUGGACUGCUGCACUCCCUUUUACGAGUUCUCCGACCCUGAGAUAUGGGCCGAGUGGGAAUGGACUGAAGCAUACCCAAGCCAAAAAGAAAUCCUUCGGUAUUUUGAGUUUGUUGACAAGAAAUGGAACCUCUCCAAGGACAUUACUUUUGGUGCCCGUGUGAUCAAGGCAACCUUUAUUCCAGAGCAGAACCGAUGGGUUGUCCAGACCAACACCGGACAUUGCGCAACCGCACGCUUUCUUCUGCCUGCGGUAGGAUUCGCAUCCAAGACAUAUACACCACGAUUAGAAGGCCUUGAAACUUUCAAGGGCUUCGCCUGUCACACUGCCAAAUGGCCAAAGCAAGAGGUCAAUCUCCAAGGGAAGCGAGUCGGCGUGAUUGGUACGGGCGCGAGCGGCGUCCAAGUCAUCCAGGAGCUGGGUCCGAUUGCCCAAAACCUGGUCGUCUUUCAACGAUCCCCAAAUUGCGCGCUUCCGAUGCGACAAAAGACGAUGACGCCAGAGCUUUUCGACAAGUCCACCUAUCCCGAGGCGUUCCGCCAGAUGCGACUAUCGUUUGCGGGUACCAAUGCCGCUCCAGUACCGCGACGUGCGCUGGACGACUCGCAGGAACAGCGGCAGUCUUUGUAUGAACGACUGUGGCAGGAAGGCGGAUUUGCACCCUGUCACGGCAACUACUCUGACUUCUCCACGGACAUUCACGCAAACCACAUCUUCUACAAAUUCUGGCGCGAUAAAGUUCGGCAACGGCUUCACACUACAGAUCCCGAACUCAUUGAGAAUCUUGCUCCGACAGACCCGCCCUAUCCCUUUGGUACAAAGCGGCCGUCAUUGGAACAAAACUUUUACGAGGUCUUCAAUCAAGACAACGUGUCGUUGAUCCCGCUCCUGAAGAACCCAAUUAAAAGGAUUGUGCCAGACGGUGUGCUACUGGCGGACGGCACCGCCAUCGAGCUCGACGCACUGGUCCUGGCAACUGGAUUCGACGCCAUCACUGGCAGCUACGCCAGGUUCGAUAUCAAUGGGCUCGAAGGCCGCAGACUAGCCGACGUGUGGAAACAAGGGACAAGGACCGCCCUGGGCAUGGCGACUUCGGGAUUUCCCAACAUGUUCUUCUUGUACGGGCCGCAAAGCCCGACGGCAUCAGCCGCGGGCCCGGUCACGUCUGAGAUCCAGGGCGACUGGAUCAUAAAGACCAUGCUGCACAUGAAGCGGCAUGGCUUGACGAGGGUUGAAGCAAAAUGCGAAGCCGAGGUAGCUUGGGCUCAACACGCAACGGAAGAGUGCUACAAAACUCUCCUCCCUCUCAAUGAAACUACUUGGUACAUGGGGGGGAACAUACCCGGGAAGAAAAAGGAGGCUCUACACUAUGUAGGAGGCCUGCCUAGGUACUCGGAAGCCUUGGACGCCUGUACUCGGGAUAAUUGGUCAAAGUUUGUAAUAACUUAG